Molecule: messenger RNA, 10199 nt
Organism: Neocloeon triangulifer
Lineage: Eukaryota; Metazoa; Arthropoda; Insecta; Ephemeroptera; Baetidae
Gene: stan
Product: protocadherin-like wing polarity protein stan
Exons: 19
Coding region: 304-9996 (3230 amino acids)
Biological process (GO): homophilic cell-cell adhesion; G protein-coupled receptor signaling pathway; cell surface receptor signaling pathway
Cellular component (GO): plasma membrane
Molecular function (GO): calcium ion binding; G protein-coupled receptor activity
Source: RefSeq, a predicted model, not a curated record
GCUUGUUUUUCAGUUCAGUUGAUAGCGGGAGCUGCGUGAGGGCAUUGUGAGCGUGCCGAUUCUGCUUGAUUUGUCGCGAAAACCGGCUGCACUCGUGGAUUAACCCUUUCGUCGGACAUUGAGGACGAACGAGUUCUGCGAGCUGUGUUGGUUAAAAACUCCCAACUGAUUUGCUCAGCUAUCAGAUCGUGAUCGAAUUUUGAAGGUUCGAGUGACGACAACGACUCUGCCGAUUUCAGGCCGCAGAGGAUGCGGCCAGCACGACCGAGUUCGUACCAAGAUGCUGAGCUGAUGUGAGCCAAAAUGCGGCUGUCGUGGCUAGUGGUGGUAGCGGCAGGGGCGCUGUUGGCCGCCGGGGGCCACGCUUUCCUGCUGCUGGUGCCCCCCGACCUGCCCCCCGGCACCCAGAUCGUCAACUCGGCGCUUCCCGACCUCGGCCCGCGCAGGCUGUACAGAUUGGCUACAGAACGGAGUGCGCCCUUCCUGCCUCAGCUCUUCAGGGUGGACGCCCUUACUGGAAGGGUUUACCUAAAACAACCUUUGGAUUGCUCAGGAAUCAAAUAUCCGCAUCUUUUUUCCUUGCACAUUGAGUGUGUGACGCUUGGACACCUUGGCGAUGUGCCCAAAGAUUACCACUCCCUGGCCUUCCGGAUAUUGGUCGCGUGUCCAGCCGCCCUGGACGAAGGCCAACAGGGCGGUGGGGUAGCCCAGGCCAAGCGGUGGGUUUCGGAAACGUUUGCUUCCUACUCAAUUCCCGCUUGGAGUGACGAAGAGCUGGAAAGAGAGGCUGCCGUCCGGUUGCAGUACCAACAGCAAUUUGAUGUGGAGAUUUUGGUACCUGGAAGACCUAGUGGGCCAAUUUGUAUGAAGAAAAGUGACCCUAUUGCUUCCCUUACUUCUCUCAUUCCUUUUACGGUGCAAGAACAUUGCGAGAUUCGAUAUGUGGAAGUAAGUGACCCGAGGUUUGCAGCUGAGCCUCAGGGUGGUGAUCUGGUUGUCACGUCUGAUCUCUGCCUUUCAGAACCACUCUGGGAAGUGAGGGUGCUUCUUGCUCUCAGUUGCAUUACCACCAACACUUUGUCCUCCACUAACAAAGGAGUUAUACAAGACUGUGAUCAUAGACUGCGCAUAGUUUUCCACAAAAGAGGCGCGCUCCUUUCUCUGCCUGCCUCGUCAACCCCUAUCAGCGCCUCUGAUACAUCCCUAACAGCAGCUGCAACCAUGUUAGCAGGCAGGGUGAGGAGAGAAUUGGCCAACAGAGCACCUUAUUUCGAACAAGCUCUCUACCAGGCUUCAGCAACUGAAGAAAAAGCACCUGGACUACAGGUUGCAACUUUGUCUGCACAUGACCCUGAGGGAGCAGCAGUUACCUACUCGAUGGUGUCUUUGCUAGACUCACGGUCACAAGGCCUCUUUGGAAUUGACUCAUCGAGUGGUAUGGUCUCGACGAAAGCUAAGCUGGAUCGAGAGAGUGUUGAUGUACACUACUUCCGAGUCACAGCAAUUGACGACUCUUUUCCACCAAGAACAGGCACCACAACUCUGCAAGUCAAUGUGAUUGACGUGAAUGACCAUGCGCCAGCUUUCGAGUCGUCUCAAUAUGAAGCCACCGUCAGAGAGAGCGUCUCUGUUGGUUCCACCGUAAUCACUCUUCGAGCAACAGAUCAAGACACUGGGAGGAAUGCUGAAAUUGAAUAUAGCUUAAAAUCUAAUUCCUCCGAUGAGGAAGACAUGGCCUUUAAAAUUGAUCCUCGUUCUGGAAUUGUUUCUACGAGAUCGCACUUGGACCGAGAAACCACAGAAAUGUACCACCUUCUGGUUGUGGCCACAGAUAUGGCACCUGUUGCAGAGCGCAAGUCCUCGUCAGCCACUCUUUUGAUCAAAGUCUUGGACGACAACGACAACUAUCCACAGUUUACUGAAAAAACAUAUUCCGUACUUGUGCCAGAAGACAUAAAUUGGAGCCAAAAUCCAAUUAUUGGAUCUGUAAAAGCAGAGGACGCUGAUCAAGGAGCCAACGCCGCUCUCCGAUAUUCAAUCAUUGGCGGAAACACACAAGGCCAGUUCUCCAUGGACAGUUUAACUGGCGAGGUUGCUUUGGUGAAGGCGCUUGACUAUGAAACAACGAGGCAGUACCGACUGGUUAUCAGGGUACAGGACGGUGGGCGACCUUCCAAGACCAACACGACCCAAUUGCUUGUUAACGUUCAAGAUGUAAAUGACAACGCGCCACGCUUUUACACCUCACUAUUCCAAGAAUCGGUGCCCGAAUCAAUACCUGUGGGCACCAGCGUUGUCAGAGUGCAGGCUUAUGAUGCAGACGAGGGCAACAACUCGGCCAUUGUGUACACGCUUGGUGAUAGGGAGCAAGGUGGAGGUCUUUCGAAAGACAUGCCUCUUGCAGUUCAGUCAGACACCGGUUGGGUCUACACCACCAGGGCCUUGGACAGGGAGGAGCAAGCAAGAUUCCAGUUCCAAGUGAUUGCAACAGACAAUGGUGAGCCCCAGCGCAGUGCAACUGCAAGCGUAAUUAUCAGCGUGCAGGACGUCAAUGACAAUGAUCCAGUUUUUGAUCCGAGAAUUUAUGAAACCUCGGUGGCGGAGGACGCUCCUCCCGGAACGCCGGUUGCCACUGUGACAGCUACGGACCGUGAUGAAAAUCCGCGCCUUCACUACGCAAUAUCUGCUGGCAACGUGCGUGGCCGUUUUGGUAUCACGGCGCAAGGUGGAAGAGGAAUAUUGACUGUGGCGCAGCCUCUCGACUUCAAACUGGAGAAAAAGUUCAUCUUGACGGUGACAGCGUCCGACUCGGGUGGUCGCCACGACGAGGCUACUGUUUAUAUCAACGUGACUGAUGCAAAUAAUUUCUCGCCUGUCUUUGAAAACGCUCCCUACUCAGCAAACGUAUUUGAAGAUUCGCCAGUUGGAACUACAGUCCUUGUAGUUGGAGCUACAGACGGAGAUGUCGGACAAAACGCCCAAAUUACUUAUUAUCUCGGAGGAGCACAUGGUUCUGAAAUGCCAGCUGGAGAAAUCAGUGGUCACGAUGAAAUGGCAUUUUCUAUCAAUCCGCAGACUGGCGCAAUUACAACCACCAAACUGCUAGACAGGGAAAAAACAGGAUCUUAUUUGCUGACCGUGACUGCCAGGGAUGGCGGCAACCCCUCUUUGUCUGACACAACUGACGUAGAAAUCGUGGUGCACGACGUGAAUGAUAACGCUCCAGAGUUCAGCCAGGCGCAAUAUAAAGGAUCGGUGCCUGAAGACGCUUUGGUUGGGACAAGUGUUGUUCAAAUCUUGGCCACAGACGUCGACCAUGGCAUAAAUGGCAGAAUUUCGUACGCAUUUCCUCCGGGUGGAAACGGAGGUGGUUCUUUCAGUGUGGAUCCUACCUCAGGUGUAAUCAGAACAGCCAAAAUGUUGGACAGAGAAAGUGUAGCUAAUUACGAGCUAAAAGCAUUGGCCAUUGACAAAGGUUCUCCACCGAUGACCAGUACGGUGGCUGUCCAUGUAAAGGUCGAGGACGUCAACGAUUCACCACCCGUUUUCGAGUCUGACAGAUUGGUGCUGUACAUUCCUGAGAACUCGCCUAUUGGUUCAACCGUGGGAGAAAUUAGGGCCAAAGACGCGGACGAAGGACAAAAUGCUGAAAUUCACUACUCAGUUGUUGGAGGAGACGACGCCUCGGCCUUUUCGUUGGUGGCCCGACCUGGAAGCGGAGUGGCUGAGUUGAUCACCAUGACUGAGUUGGACUACGAGUCAACGCACAAGCGGUACGACCUGGUCAUCCGAGCCGCCUCACCACCGCUGCGAAACGACGUGCAUGUUGAGGUGCACGUGACUGACAUCAAUGACAAUGCGCCUCAAAUGAAGGACUUCCAGGUGAUCUUCAAUAAUUUCAGAAAUUGCUUCCCAACCGGACAUAUUGGCAAAGUGCCUGCCUUCGAUGCUGACGUCACCGACAAGCUCUCUUAUCGCAUCCUCAGUGGAAACAACGCCAACCUCAUCCACCUGAAUGAGUCCUCAGGUGAACUCACCCUCUCUCCGCAACUGAACACCAACGUUCCAAAAAUCGCCUCCAUGGACAUUUCCGUGUCUGAUGGCGUCAAUGAGGUCAAGGCCAAUAUGCAGCUGACCGUCCGUCUUAUUUCGGAGGAAAUGCUCCUGAAUUCAAUUACUGUGCGUCUCAACGACAUGACUGAGCAGACAUUUUUGUCUCCCUUGUUGAACUAUUUCAUAGAGGGGUUGGCUGCAAUUAUUCCCUGUCCGAAGGAAAAUGUGUACGUCUUCAGCAUUCAGGAUGACACAGACGUCUCAACCAAAAUUUUGAACGUCAGUAUUUCCGCGCGCCGACCUGACAGCAACUCUGAAGCUUUUUACUCCGCUCAGUUCCUGCAGGAGCGUGUUUAUCUAAAUAGGGCUAUCCUGGCCCGACUGGCGACGGUCCAGGUCAUGCCCUUUGAUGACAACCUCUGUGUGCGAGAGCCAUGUCUGAAUUUUGAGCAGUGCCUCACCGUUCUGAAAUUUGGCAACGCAUCCGGCUUUAUUCACAGCAACACGGUGCUCUUCAGGCCCAUUUACCCUGUGACGACCUUUUCCUGUCAAUGCGCUGCGGGUUUCACGGGCAGCCGCGAGCAUUAUUUGUGCGACACUGAAGUCAACCUAUGCUACUCAAACCCAUGUGUGAACGGAGGUACCUGCAUGCGCAAGGAGGGCGGCUACACCUGCGUCUGCAAAUCGGGCUUCACGGGAAAGAAUUGCGAAAUCGACAUGAAUUAUGACACCUGCCAGCCAGGCAUUUGUCGCUCCAGUUCAACCUGCGCCCCUCUCAUCAAGGGUGGUUUUCUUUGCGAGCAUUGCACCCCAGGCAUCGAAUUCAAUCGCCUCUGCGAACUGAAAACGAGGAGCUUCCCGAAAGGAAGUUUCCUCACUUUCCCUGCCCUCAGACAAAGACACCGUCUCAACUUGAAAUUGAAAUUCGCAACUCUAGGCGAGGAUGGUUUGCUUCUUUACAACGGCCGCUAUAACGAAAAGCACGACUUCAUUGCAUUGGAAAUUAUUAACGGCGCACUGCAAUUUUCAUUCUCUCUCGGACUGAACGUUACCACCGUUUCAACGCGAAAGUACGUCUCAGACGGGAAGUGGCACACGGUGGAGGUGCGGUACUUUAACAAGACUGCCCUUUUGAGCGUCGACGAGUGCGACACUUCCCUUGCUCUCAAGUACGGCUCCAAAUUGGGUGAGCAGUGGGCCUGCGCCAACUUUUCGCACCACGUACUUGACAACAAGUGCUCUGUUUUUACCGAAACAUGCCACCGCUUCCUCGACCUGACAGGCCCCUUGCAAAUCGGCGGCUUGCCAUCGCUACCCACCAGCUUCAGGAUAAAAAACAAGGACUUCAUUGGCUGCAUCGCCGAAAUCCAAAUCGACCACAAAUUCAUCGACAUGAACAGCUACGUUGCAGACAAAGACACAAAGGUUGGCUGCCCUGAGAAAAAGCCCUUCUGCAACUCGAACCCGUGCAAAAACGGCGGCAAGUGCAAAGAAGGUUGGGGCUCAUUUGUGUGUGAUUGUCCUGAAAAGUGGAGCGGCAAAGACUGCAGUGAGUCGUCGAGGCUACCCUGGAAUUUCAGAGGCGACGGAAUUUUAUCCUUCAACCCACUGUUGCGACCAAUUCAGCUGCCCUGGGUGAACAGUCUGUCCAUCAGGACACUGCAGGAAGAGGCCUCGUUGGUGUCCAUCCAGGUUGGCCAAAAUAGCACGGCCAUGAUUUCAAUCAGCGAGGGCCUCAUUGAGUACAGUUACAACUCGGAAACGGUCAUUCUGCACGGGAAGGAGGUAAACGAUGGCCAGUGGCACCACGUAGAAGUCAAAUGGAUGAUGGGAGAAAUCUGGCUGGGUCUGGACUAUGGCCAGCAUGAGGUCACCAUGCCCAUUGCGGCCAAAAUCCAAGGCAUGUACGUUGGCAAAAUUGUAAUCGGUGGCCCUGAAAGUCCCAUUGCGAUGCGUCCAUCAUACGAGGGCUGCAUCCAGGACGUGCGAAUCGGCACCGGACAGGCAGGGCUGGAGCGUCCCACCGUGAUGGAAAACGUUGACGAAGGCUGCGGAGGCGCGCAAGAUCCUUGCGAGCCGAAUCGCUGCCCCAUCAAUAGCAAGUGCGUCUCCAGGUGGCACGAAUACACCUGUGAGUGCGACAUCGGCUUCGUGGGCUCUGCGUGCACCCCCGUGUGCGAAAUCAACCCCUGCGACAACGCCGCCGAGUGCAGGGAUGACUUCAUGGCCGACAAGGGCUACCGGUGCGACUGCAACUCGGAUGAGUUUUCCGGCGAGUAUUGCGAAGUGCGAAUCGACCAGCCGUGCCCUGCCAGCUGGUGGGGCUAUCCUGUGUGCGGGCCCUGCCAGUGCAAUACAGACAAGGGCUACAAUUCGGACUGCAACAAGACCACUGGACAGUGCUACUGCAAGGAAAAUCACUACCAACCCAAGGGUUCAGACGAGUGCUUCGACUGCGGCUGCUACGCCACAGGGUCUUAUGGGCGCGACUGCGACAUGGAAACGGGCCAGUGCAAGUGCAGAAACGGCGUCAUUGGCCGGCGCUGCGACUCUUGUCCGAAUCCGUACGCUGAGGUUACGCUUCGCGGCUGCGAGGUAAUUUACGACGGGUGUCCGAAAAGUUACGCCUCUGCAAUUUGGUGGGAGCGAACGUUGUUUGGCAAAACGGCUGUUGAGCCUUGUCCUCACGGUUCGCACGGAAAGGCAUCCAGGUCGUGCAGUGAUGACAUAGGGUGGUCAGAACCCAAUCUAUUCAACUGCACCUCGGAGGCCUUCAUGGACCUGCGACAGGUUCUCGGCCAGCUAGAGAUGGAUGACUUGCAGAUCAACACCUUUGUCGCCGUCAAAGUGGCCUUUGAGCUUCACAAAGCGACGAACCAGACAAAUAAUUUAUAUGGAAUUGAUGUGCUGAUUGCUGCCCAACUUCUGCAGCACCUGAUUAAAUACGAAACCACUGAAAAAGGUCUCAAUCUGACGCACAGUCAAGACAAGGACUACAUCAGAAAUAUCGUGGUCACUACCAGCACCAUUUUAGAGCCACAGUACGAACGCCACUGGCAAAGGAUUGAAAUGCAAACGUCUGAAACGGCUGCUGACCUUGUGACUGCCCUAGAUAGCUACCUGACCACGCUGACCUCAAACCAGCAGGACACUUACACCAACCCUUUUGAAAUCGUCUCCGAGAACAUGGUCAUUGGUUUAGAUGUGAUCACCUCCGAGAGUCUCUACGGCUAUGAAAGUCCGAAUAAAAAUUUGCCAGAAGUGAUCACAGCCUCGCCUCUGAGCAAGGAGAGGGUGCACUUGCCCGACACAACCCAGUUUCUGGCACCUCCCCUGGAAGACACUGGUGACCUUAUCGAAUUGGACGAAGUGGUCGAUGAUGAUGAAGAAGAACCAGGGUCGCCACCUGAGAUUGACACGCAGCACUCCAGCUCUGGACCGAUCGUCGUUUUCCCAAAAUACAACAAUUACUUGCAGACCAAGGAAAAGUUUGACCCUCACUCAAAAAUAAUGGUGCCACUCAAGCUCCUUGGCAUAGAACCAAUAUCAGAAGGCGAUCAUGUCACAAGAGAGUCUAUUGCAGACCAAAGAGCUGUUCUGAGCUACGCACAGUUCAAGAACGUCGGCAAACUGUUCCCCAACCGAUUUGACUCGUCAGUCACCCAGCGCUGGGGGGUUGAGCUCAGAGUGGGCGCCCCUGUCAUCACCGUCGCUGCUUUGGCACCUGGAAACCACAAGCUGAAAGGGCACCUCAACACUCCAGUCAGAUUCAGAUUGUGGCUGCAGGCAAAGCCGCUCUCGCCAAGACUGAACCCACAAUGCGUUAGCUGGCAGAAACAUAAUGGUCAAGGAUCAUGGUCAAGGACUGGCUGCCACACAAGCACACCCGAAAGAUGGCAUGAGACACCAACACAUCCCUUCCUAGUCAACUGCACCUGCAACCACCUAUCUACAUUCACUGUUUUAACUGAUGUUGUAGAUACAAAGUACAUCCCUGAGCCAGGGCUGUUUGAAGACAUUGUCACCUGGUUAGCCUUUUCCUUGGCACUGCCGACGCUACUCUGUGUGCUUGUUGGCUUGUCAAUUUUGCGUGGCGGAGCUCAGACAAACUCAAACUCUAUUCACCGCAACCUGGUUAUUUGUGUAUUUUUAGCUGAGGUGGUUUUCCUAGUGGCUCUGAAGGGCCGCAGGUUCAUGGCUCACAACGAGUUCCCGUGUAAGUUAUCUGCCAUUCUACUCCAUUACACGUGGCUGAGUGCAUUCACCUGGAGUGUGAUUGAUGCACUGCACCUAUACCGUAUGUUGACUGAAAUGAGGGAUAUCAAUCACGGCCCAAUGCGCUUUUACUACACUUUGGGUUACGGUCUACCAGCUGUUAUUGUCAGUUUGGCUGUUGGAGUCCGAGUGAAUGAAUUUGGCAACUAUUACUUCUGCUGGCUGAGCAUUUACGAAGUGGUUGUGUGGAGUCUGAUCGGCCCCGUUUGCCUACUGGUUGUCAUCAACCUGAUUGUCUUGUUGUUCGCAAUCAAGGCCGCGUUCACAGUCAAAGACCACAUCCUUGACUUUGGCAACCUUCGCACCCUACUGUGGCUGGCAGUGGUCAGCCUGCCUCUACUUGGUCUUACGUGGGUGUUGGCCGUGCUGGCUGCCAGUGAGCAAGAGCAAGUGCUCUUUUUGCUGCUCUCGGCAGCAAUCAUACUGCAAGCAGCGUUUGCCCUGCUGGGCUACUGCGUCAUUAACGAAAAGGUCAGGCGCUCACUCUACUGUCUGGUGCUCCGGUGCAUGGGCAAGAAAGCGCCCAUCGACAUGACUGAUAUGGCUGACAUCACGGUGCAGUCUUCUCUCGGAGGAAAUUCAACUGUAAAUGUAACAAGGAGAUCUGCACUCGCAUACCACAAUGCCUCCUCCAGGGCAUUCGGCAAUUCGAUGAGGAGAAACUUAGGUAUUUCCACUUCGAGCACAACUUCGAGGUCCACUUGCAAAACAAGCAGUAGUCCUUACAGCCGAAGUGAUACUCAAUUGAGAAACACCUCGACGUCAACAAGCAACUAUAAUUCUACCAGCGAUGUUCCAUCCUACAUGCGUGAGUUUGACCCAGAUGUUACUCUGAGGGAGGAGGACGAGGAUCGGAGAAACGUCAGACGAAGACGAGGGUCUGAAAGCUCUGAGAACUCGGCUACAGGUCCCAGCCUUGACUUAGCGUCUAGUCAUAGCAGUGAUGAAGAUGAGGCUGAAAGGAGAGCAAAUGCAGAUUCUCAAAGUGAGGUCGUUGCCGUCUCCAAUGUUUCGCAUUAUGUUCCCAACAUCACUGACCCUCCUGUGAGUGCAAUGCCCCAGCAGACAAUCAACCUCACAUCAAUGACUUCUGUGGGCUUCAACAUUACCACAAACUCAAGCCCCCUCUUCCCCGACCUGAAGCCCAUGUAUGCGCCCAGGUGGUCGAGCCAACUGCCCGACGCUUACAUUACCUCCAAUUCUCGAGACAGAUGGUCUGGAGGACAAGGUUCCACACCAACUGUGUCAGAUAACGAAGACUGCUUAGAUGAGAGAGGCGGCCUGGCGCACCGGGGGCUCGACAUUGUGCCAGAAAUGGAAUCGCCGCCAGACCCCCCGGACCUCGAGAAAAUGGUCCACUCACAAGAGAAUCUCAACGAUUUGGGUUCCCAAACCUACUCUGAAAAGAAACUUGGUUUUGAAGAAAAAUAUAUGUUUUAUUCUGGCAACAAUGGCCGCAACCCACGAGAGUACCUGAAUAUGUUUACCAACAAGAGUAACCGACCAUUGGGCCCAAGUCCCAUGAACGACAUGAAUAGGCCACCUUCACAUGCAGACUACUACAGUCCGAACCCCAGCCCUUUGCCCCGAAUCAUGAGGAACCCCCUGGCGAACAUGCCCGCUAUUCUCGCACCGAUUACGGCAGCAAAUAUUUCUGAGUCUGAGUGAGAAUAUGAAUGAUAUGCUUGAUGAGGUUGCCGACCUAAAUGAGGAAACGUCGGUUUAAAGGCAAUUUCUGCUCAAAAGAGGAAAUACACCAAAGCACCAUGAAAGCCCCCUCAUCAGUAGUUUCAUUUCACUAGGAUAUUGUAAAUUUGAAUGUACAGAUGUUGUAUAUUUAUAGAAAGCUACAUGUGUAAUUAUAUCAUCGA